AUCUUUGCAAGGUCAAACAUUCUCAAAGCUAUGAAGAACCUUUCAGUAGUGACUCAGUUUAUCCUGCUUGGCAUCCCGCACACAGAGGGUCUGGAGACCACGCUCUUUGUCCUGUUUUUGUCUUUCUACAUCUUCACUUUAGUGGGGAACCUGCUCAUACUCCUCGCAAUUAUUUCCUCCACUCGGCUUCACACCCCCAUGUACUUCUUCCUGUGCCAGCUGUCUGUUUGUGACAUAUUUUUCCCUUCCGUGAGUUCUCCCAAGAUGCUGUUCUAUCUCUCAGGAAACAGCAGAGACAUCUCCUAUGCAGGCUGUGUGUCCCAGCUCUUCUUCUACCAUUUCCUGGGUGGUACAGAAUGUUUCCUAUACACAGUGAUGGCCUAUGACCGCUUUGUUGCCAUAUGCUACCCUCUACGCUACUCAAUCAUCAUGAGCCAUAGAGUAUGUGCCUCUCUGGCUAUGGGGACAUCAGUUUUUGGCUGCAUUCAUUCAACAUUUCUAACUUCUCUUACCUUUCAGUUGCCCUAUUGUGGUCCCAAAGAGGUGAACUAUUAUUUCUGUGAUAUCCCUGUGGUGAUGAAAUUGGCUUGUGCAGACACAUCAACCCUGGAGAUGGUGGGAUUCAUCAGUGUGGGCCUCAUGCCCCUCAGUUGCUUCUUCUUCAUUCUCACCUCCUACAGCUGUAUAGUUCGCUCCAUCCUCCAGAUCCAUUCCACUGAGGGCCGACACAGAGCCUUCUCCACCUGCAGCGCCCACCUAACUGCCAUCUUGCUCUUUUACAUGCCAGUGAUUUUCAUCUAUCUGAGGCCAACACCAAGCCCUUGGCUGGAUGCAACUGUUCAGGUCCUGAACAACCUGGUCACCCCUAUGCUAAACCCAUUAAUCUAUAGCCUCAGGAAUAAGGAGGUAAAAUCAUCACUGUGGACUGUCCUACGUCCACUGUGCUUCCUACCUGGACAGUUGUAA
Messenger RNA from Peromyscus leucopus (white-footed mouse), 966 nucleotides. Its product is annotated as olfactory receptor 149. Gene Ontology annotation, cellular component: membrane. Gene Ontology annotation, molecular function: G protein-coupled receptor activity; olfactory receptor activity. Lineage: Eukaryota; Metazoa; Chordata; Mammalia; Rodentia; Cricetidae. The record is from RefSeq and is a predicted model, not a curated record. The transcript has a single exon. Bases 31 to 966 code for a protein of 311 amino acids. Gene Ontology annotation, biological process: G protein-coupled receptor signaling pathway.